Molecule: messenger RNA, 873 nt
Organism: Plectropomus leopardus (leopard coralgrouper)
Lineage: Eukaryota; Metazoa; Chordata; Actinopteri; Perciformes; Serranidae
Product: G protein-coupled receptor 68-like
Biological process (GO): positive regulation of Rho protein signal transduction; phospholipase C-activating G protein-coupled receptor signaling pathway
Cellular component (GO): plasma membrane
Molecular function (GO): G protein-coupled receptor activity
Source: RefSeq, a predicted model, not a curated record
UUUGGCUACUACGAUUACAAUGAAGAAGCUGGAUUCAUCAUAUAUUUGGUGACAUGCAUAAUCAUAUGUUUCAGCCUUCCUUUGACCAUCAUGGCCAUCUAUGAUCUAUAUUCUCUGAUGAAAAAUGGCCAAGUUGCUCCGAUCUACGUCAUCAACCUUCUCAUUUCCGACCUCAUUCAGCUCUGCUGCAUGAUAGUUGAAUUGGCACAGCCUGAGGAGUGGAAGAUAACUGAGGCAUUCGUAUAUAUUUACAUCUAUUGUCUGGUGGCCAGUGUUCUCUUCAUGAUGUGCAUCGCUCUGGAAAGGUAUUUGGUCAUCGCCUGUCCACUUUGGUACCGCUACAGAAGAACCCUCAAGAUCUCUGUCCUGGUCUGUGUCGCGGUCUGGGUCCUUCCUAUUUUCUAUUUCCUUCCGUUCUUUUUCUGGGUUAACUAUAAGGGUAAACGAGCAAUCUUUGCCAUUCUCCUCCUCCUUCCUCUCCCGCUGUUCAUAUUUUUCCUGGGUGGGACCCUCAGAGCCUUGUCCACUUCCAUCUCUGUCCACUCUGAUGAAAAAAGACGAAUUGUAGGAAUGUUGCUUCUGGUGUUGCUUAUUUACACAGUGCUCUUCCUGCCCAGCAUCAUUUGGUCCCUGGUCCCGGGAGCUCGAUAUAAAAAAAUUCUCACCAAUCUGUGUUUAAUGUUUCUGAGGCUGAGUCCUCUUGCAGACUUAGUUCUGUAUGUUUUCAUGAGGAAAAGGACCACUGACAAAAUUCUGGCCUCUGUGUGUUGUUGCACAGUGGACAGCAAGGAUGUCAGCAGUAUAACAGUUUGAAUGAUGACAACAUGUCCACAGUCAGCUUCAUGCAGACAGUCAAACAGGGAGAGAGAAAGG